AUUUAUAGUGUAUCAGUUUGUAUUAAAUGCGUCACAGUGCACUUAACACACACGCAGAGAGAGAGAGAGAGAGACAGAGAGAGAGAGAGAGACAGAGAGACAUGCACCCCUUCCAGAGUAAUAAUAUUAGGGUCGGCCUGUCUACUUUACUAAACAUGUGACCACGCUGUGUCGAUGCUUACAGCGCCAGUGCCGCCAGUGAAGCAGAACAUCUAAAGCAGCACAGCCGACCAGUAGGUAAGCCAAGAUGGACCUGAAAGAUCAGGGCGCUCAAAUGGAACCGCUGCUUCCCACGGUAAUAACACCUUCCAGAGGAAGAAGUGUGAGAGGUGAUGAGGAGGCAGUGGUGGACAGAGGAGGCACUCGAUCUACGCUGAAGGCUAAUUUAGAACAAGAAGAGCUAGAAGGUCACAGAACAUUGUAUAUCGGGGUGCAUGUGCCUCUGGGACGCCGAAGCCAUAGACGCCACCGCCACCAUGGCCACAGACACAGGAAGAGGAGCAGAGAAAGAGACUCAGGAGUGUGUGAUGGACGAGAAUCACCUGCAUAUGACACACCCUCUCAGAGGGUCCAGUUUCUGCUAGGAACUGAAGAUGAUGAUGAAGAACACAUUCCACAUGACCUCUUCACUGAACUGGAUGAAAUCUGUCUGCGUGAUGGAGAGGAUGCUGAGUGGAGAGAGACAGCUAGAUGGCUGAAGUUUGAGGAGGAUGUGGAGGAUGGAGGGGAGAGGUGGAGUAAGCCCUAUGUCGCUACACUCUCAUUACACAGCUUGUUUGAGUUGCGCAGCUGCAUUAUCAAUGGUACAGUGCUGCUAGACAUGAGGGCCAAUUCCCUAGAGGACAUUGCAGACAUGGUGUUGGACCAGCAAGAAGCAUUGGGGGAGCUUGGUGAGGAGGUGAGAAAGAAAAUCCGUGAGGCCCUGCUCAAGCAGCACCACCAUCAAAACCAGAAGAAGCUGGCUAACCGUAUUCCUAUAGUACGCUCUUUUGCUGACAUCGGCAAGAAACAGUCCGAAUCUAACUCUAUGGACAAGAACGGCCAGAUGACCUUUCCUCAGACCCAGCCUAGUGCACAGGACCUCAAGCCAGAGGUCACAAGAGACUGCAGUAGUGUGGAUUUCAGUAAGAUAGACCUGCACUUCAUGAAGAAGAUUCCAGCCGGAGCUGAAGCCUCUAAUAUUCUGGUAGGAGAGCUGGAAUUCUUGGAGAAACCUGUAGUGGCAUUUGUACGUCUCUCACCUGCUAUCCUUCUCAAUGGCCUGGCAGAAGUUCCCAUAACCACCAGGUUCCUCUUCAUUCUUCUCGGGCCUCUGGGUAAAGGUCCACAGUACCAUGAGAUUGGCAGGUCCAUCGCAACCCUGAUGACUGAUGAGGUCUUCCAUGAUGUUGCAUAUAAAGCUAAGGACCGCAAUGAUCUAGUGGCUGGAAUUGAUGAGUUCCUUGACCAAGUAACAGUUCUACCCCCUGGUGAAUGGGACCCGUCUAUCAGAAUCGAGCCGCCGAAAAACGUCCCUUCUCAGGAGAAGAGAAAAAUCCCUGCUGUCCCCAACGGAGAGCUGGCAGAGACUGAGGAACAUGGGGGGCAUGGAGGCCCUGAGCUACAGCACACCGGGAGGCUGUUUGGUGGGUUUAUUCUGGAUAUAAAGCGCAAGGCACCACAUUACCUAUCUGAUUAUACAGAUGCCAUCAGCCUACAGUGUGUGGCUUCUUUCCUCUUCCUCUACUGUGCCUGCAUGUCUCCUGUCAUCACCUUUGGGGGACUCCUGGGGGAGGCCACAGAGGGACGUAUUAGUGCUAUCGAGUCUUUGUUUGGUGCUUCAAUGACUGGAAUCGCUUACUCCCUGUUUGCGGGCCAGCCUCUCACCAUCCUUGGCAGCACUGGACCGGUGUUGGUUUUUGAGAAGAUUUUAUUCAAAUUCUGCAAGGAAUAUGGGUUGUCUUAUCUGUCUCUGAGGACAUGCAUUGGCCUUUGGACUGCUUUUCUCUGUUUGCUGCUGGUGGCUACUGAUGCCAGCUCGCUCGUUUGCUACAUCACUCGUUUUACAGAAGAAGCCUUUGCCUCUCUCAUCUGCAUCAUUUUCAUCUAUGAAGCUCUGGAGAAGCUGAUCCACCUUGGAGAGACCUACCCUUUCAACAUGAACAACAACAUUGAGAAACUAACCACUUAUUCUUGUGCUUGUAUAGAGCCUGUGAACCCCAGCAAUGCCACCCUGCAGUACUGGGCGCAGAACAACAUCACAGCAUCAGAGAUCUACUGGGAGGCUCUGGAAGUGCAGGACUGCAUAGAGAAGAAAGGAGUGUUUGUGGGUUCUGCCUGUGGACCUCAUGGUCCCUACAUCCCUGAUGUACUCUUCUGGUCUGUUGUGCUUUUCUUCUCCACUGUGGCCAUGUCUGCUUUCCUUAAAGAAUUCAAAACCAGCAGAUACUUUCCUACCAAGGUCAGAUCAAUCAUCAGUGAUUUUGCUGUGUUUAUUACCAUUCUGACAAUGGUUCUGGUGGACUACGCUUUAGGUGUCCCAUCACCCAAACUGCAGGUCCCCAGUAAGUUUAAGCCAACACGAGAUGAUCGAGGUUGGUUCAUUAACCCACUAGGUCCGAACCCCUGGUGGACUUGUAUCAUAACAGUGGUCCCUGCUGUCCUCUGUACCAUCCUCAUCUUCAUGGACCAGCAGAUCACUGCGGUCAUCAUAAACAGGAAGGAACACAGACUUAAGAAAGGCUGUGGUUACCACCUGGAUCUAUUUGUGGUGAGUGUGAUGUUGGGUGUGUGUUCACUGAUGGGGCUGCCCUGGUUUGUGGCAGCUACAGUGCUUUCUAUCUCACACGUGAACAGUCUGAAGCUGGAGUCAGAGAGCUCAGCCCCCGGAGAGCAACCAAAGUUUCUUGGCAUCAGAGAACAGCGGUUUACUGGCCUUAUGAUUUUUCUCCUGAUGGGAUGCUCUGUCUUCAUGACCUCCAUUCUUAAGUUUAUUCCAAUGCCUGUGCUGUAUGGAGUGUUUCUUUACAUGGGAGCGUCAUCUCUACGAGGAAUACAGUUCUUUGACAGGCUGAAGUUGUUUGGUAUGCCCGCUAAGCACCAGCCUGACUUCAUCUAUCUGAGGCACGUUCCUCUGCGGAAGGUUCACCUGUUCACUAUCAUCCAGCUCAGCUGUUUGGUUCUCCUCUGGGUCAUUAAAACUUCCCGUGCCGCCAUCGUCUUUCCUAUGAUGGUUCUUGCUCUGGUAUUUAUCCGGAAGCUGCUGGAUUUGAUCUUCACUAAGAGGGAGUUGAGCUGGCUGGAUGACCUCAUGCCAGAAAGUAAGAAAAAGAAAAUGGAGGACGCCGAAAAAGAGGAGGAGCAAAGUAUUCUGGCAGAAGAAGAGGGAGUAGUACAAGUGCCAUUGGAAGGACAUUACAAGGAUGAUCCGUCGUCUGUGAACAUCACGGAUGAGAUGUCUAAAGCCUCCUUUGGAAACACUUGGAAGGCUGUCAGCUCUGAUGGCUCAAAAAAGUGAACCAACCACAAAAAGUUGCUGCUCACUGAAGUUUAGACAUGGCCUGCUGUGCCAGGGGAAGGCAAGGACAUGAACGAAAAGAGAGCUUCAACAUAAAAAGAAGCCUCUGACCUGCGUCUUCACUGUGGUCUCUCACACAAAAACACGCUGAUAUCAUGUGCCACAUGUUUCUGCUCCUAUAUGUCACUGUUCCUUUCUAUUUAGUGCUUCAAUAGAUUUUUUAAACAUAUAAUUUCUAAAUAAUGUAUGCAUGGUUAAAAAAUGGUCAGUCUCUAUUUAUAUGUCUAUUCUCUGUUUACUAAAUUAAAACAAUACCAGCAGGAGAAGGUGAGGAAAGCAGACUCUGUGAAAGUUAUGCAGCGUGUGUGUUGGAACAAUUAGAAACUAUUCUUAAGACUUUUAUUUUAUUUUAAAUGGAUUUAUAUGUAUUUAUUUGUAUUUUCUAUGUUUUUGUAUUAGUCUUCUUCCUGUUAUCUGAUAUAUAACUAAACUAGAACCUGUAACAAGUAUUCAAAAGACUACUAGUAGAUUUAACCCAUAAAUGUCCAUGUCAAGAGUUGAUACUAUAUACAUGCAUUAUUUAUCAAUAUCAUCAUCGUCAUAUCAAAUUGUCAUUAUUAUUUUUCUUUCUUUCUAAGGUAGAAUAAAUGGCAAACUAUAGUGCUGUAUAUUAUUUUGUUAUAAGAGGCUAACCUCAGAAUAGAGGUUUAGGCUAUUACACAGCAAUUACAAAAGAUUUUUAUCAUUUUAAUUAUGUAUUUGCUAUAUUUUCAGACGAGAUUACAGCAUAUUGAGUAUAUAUUUCUGUUGAUCUGUCUAGAGAAUGAUUUUGUAGUGUGUUGAUUCUGUCAAUAUGCCAAAGUCCAAAUAGGUAUUCCUGAUAGCUGGGUCAUUGCGCAUUUCUGAUUAAAUAAUACCACAUGGCAUUUUCUCAGUACCAGUAUUUUACACAUUGGAACACUCUGAAGCUUCAUCUCUGUGUUGUGGGGAAGCAGAACUGGCACAGAAAUGACAGAAAUCUGCUAUAAAUAUUCUGAAGGGCAUUUCUCAGACAGGUCAUAUUCUUCAGCUCAAGGUUUUUCUCAAAGAAUCUAUGAAGGGCAUAAUAUAACUUGAGAAUAAAUGCAAUAUUAAUCUAGAAGGGCAAAAUAAAAGGUUUCUAAGUGUGGAUUCACUUUGUAAAUACAUUUUCACCUUACAUUCUUGCACUUUUAGGAUUUACUAUAUUUUUUCCUUAAAAAUAAUCAAAAUGAAAAGUUCCUUAGUAGGGUAAUAUGCUUUGUCUUGCUUUGAUGUUAGUGGACAUUGAAUAAGCGGUUACAAUAAGCGUUUUCUUUCAAGAAGAAAUAUACAACGGUGGUUAUAUAUUUUUCCAUCUAAUGUUUUAUUAAUUUAUUGAAAUAAAUUAGUUUGGACUAGUUAAAAUGUUAAAAUAGCAUUUUAAAAUUCUGUGUACAAGCUGUUGUCUCAUUGUUUCUGUUAAUGAAUGUGUGGCUAAUAAAUAAAUCAAUAUAA
Messenger RNA from Hemibagrus wyckioides, 5011 nucleotides. It is a transcript of the gene slc4a10b, whose product is annotated as solute carrier family 4 member 10b. Gene Ontology annotation, molecular function: solute:inorganic anion antiporter activity; sodium:bicarbonate symporter activity; monoatomic anion transmembrane transporter activity. NCBI's taxonomy places the organism in Eukaryota, Metazoa, Chordata, Actinopteri, Siluriformes, Bagridae. The record is from RefSeq and is a predicted model, not a curated record. The transcript is spliced from 27 exons. Gene Ontology annotation, cellular component: basolateral plasma membrane; plasma membrane. Bases 248 to 3496 code for a protein of 1082 amino acids. Gene Ontology annotation, biological process: monoatomic anion transport; transmembrane transport; bicarbonate transport.